AUGCGGAUACUGGCCUGGCUGCACUUCCCUAUAAAUCUCUUCUGCCUGGGAUACUACGUACUCAGGUGUUGCGCCGCCACGGAUCCAGCCAGAUUCGUCCUCACUUACGGCUCCAUCAUCGAUCUUAUAGCCAUUCCGCCAACGCUCUUCGCUCCGUUUAUGGCGAAGCGGCACUUGGGUGAGUUGAAGGAGUUCAUUAUCUUGUAA
Messenger RNA from Dicrocoelium dendriticum, 207 nucleotides. Lineage: Eukaryota; Metazoa; Platyhelminthes; Trematoda; Plagiorchiida; Dicrocoeliidae. The record is from the annotation of a GenBank genome assembly.